GGACAACAAAACAAAACGCUGCCUGAUUGCAACCGAUCUUGGCAUUCCAAUCGCGUUCGUUGUCCGUGCCGGUUCAGCUUCUCUGGGGUUCUCUCCCGAUUUCCGCCUGAUAACAGCAUUUAGGGUUCCAUCCUCAGUAUCAUCAUCAGUAUACAUAGGAAGAAGAGUGAGGUGUUCCUGGUGGCAGCUGUUGUUUUGUGUGGCUCACUGGUGCGCUGCUGGAGUGUUUGCUGGUUUGCUGGCAGAUGAUGAUGAUGUUGGGAAGAAGCUGCUCUUUGGAGUGAUGGUGGUUUGAUUUGGAAGUGCCAGCACAUGUGUGUAAUGUAAUACCCGCGCUCUUCCUCUGUGUCUGUUCUUGCGGGUGGACCCUGGUCAGCAGCAUCAGCAGGCAAGCAGAUUACAUUCGGUCAAGUGUGGGCCGUUUCUUUUCGAAGGCCGGGUUCUGGAAAAUAGUGGUUUUUGAAAUAGCAACUGUUGGUUAGGUGAUUCAUUGUGGUGAAUGAAGAUAGCAGCAUAGAGUGUUGUGAUACGAAGUUUGCCAGGUGCAUUGAUCGGAAGAGAUCAAAGUGAGAUUAGGAGAAUUCUGAAGUGAAUUGAUACGCAGAGAUGGUGUGGUACUGAUUGUGGCAAGUGUUGCCCAUUAAAAAGUAGUAAAAACGGUUUGUGACAGUUUUUUAACGACUUCGACCCAGUGCGGAUUAGCUCUCUGUGUUGGUGGGUGUGCUCGCUCGUGAAGCUUCCAAAGAUCAUCAUAAAAGCGUUCGGCUGAUUGAAGGCGUCUAAAUCCGUAUCUUCAUCGUUGACUGGAUAUAAAUAAACUCGAAAGAUGGCGCUAGACGCGAAAGCAAUCAAGGAGGAAAUACCUGACAAAGACACAUACGACACCAGCAGUCGCAAGGUGAAAGGUAAGGAGCAGUGUCGAACGCCAGACUCACCGGAAGGAGCGCGAGUGGUGGCGCCACGGUCGCCGAUUUCGCCUCAGGUGUCACAGCAUCACAGCAGCCUGGUGCCCCAGCCGAGAUCUGGCGGUGCUGGCAAUGGCGGCACUGGGUCAUCAUCACAAGUCGCAAGCCGCAACGGGAGCUCAUCGCCGCCGGGCGAGGCUCGAGUGCUGAACGGUAGCGGUGGAAGUGCCGGGGGCGGCGGCGGUGGUGGCGGAGGCGGAGGAGGUGGAGGCAGUUUGGGAUCGAUUACGCCUCCGCCUGUCAUCACUUCCGCUUCGGCAGUGGCAGCAGCAGCCGCCGCAGCGGCACAGCAGGACACAACCAAGCUGCUCAAGAUACGGCGCUUUCUUGGCGCACUGGUUCAGUUCGGACAGGAUACCAACGUGGACAUUGGGGACCGGGUACGGUCCCUGGUGCUGUCAUUGGCGAGCGGUGGUCUAACGGUAGAAGAGUUCCAAAUCGCCGUCCAGGAGGCGACCAACUUCCCCCUCCGCUCCAACGUGGUCCCAUUCCUCAAGUCACAUGUUCCGGUGCUACAACGGGAAAUCACCAUCCUCUCCAGAGCCAGCAAGCAGACUCCCUCGCAGUACGUCCGCUCCAAUGAAACCAGCGUGAUGGAGUACGUUCAGAAUCUCGCCGACACAGCCGAUAUCUUCCUCUCGCACGAAGGAUACAGCUCAUCGACGCCGAUCCCGACGCCCAGUGUCAACGGACUAGGACUGAAACGGCGGGCAUCCGAUAACUUAUACGAUACUCACCCAUCGGGAGCGCCGGAAUGGGCCGAUUACGUACUGCCUCCGAGCAAACGUCCCCACCCGUCGCUACUGUUGACGCCCGGAACGCCACAACUCUACACGGCGCAUCCGGCACUGUUCGAGUACCAGAACGGAGGACUUCACCCACAUUCCGAGGGCUUGCAUGCCUUACACCGGGACGAGCGCGACCUGCGGAUACCGUCCAGCGAGAGUCACCGACCGUCCAGAAUCCCUCCAGGUGGCGGCAGUGGCGGCGGAGGCACCAGUGGAUCUAAUAUCGCAGGCAACAGCAGUGUUAUUGGGGCUGCACCGACCAGCUCCGGUAGCGUAUCCGGAGGAGGUGGCGGCGAGGAGGAAUGGAAAAACAUUCACACCAUGCUGACGUGCAUAUCGGCAAUGGUGGAGAAAACCAAACGAGCUAUUUCGAUCCUACAGCAGCGGGGUAUCGAGACGCAUCAGGCCCGCGACCAUCAGGAUAACUCGAUGGCCGAUAUGAAGCGGCAGACGGAGGAGAAGAUCGCCGAGUUUCGGCGGAGUGCUGAAGAGUCGGUCAAUCAGGUCAAACGACAAGCGGUGAUCGAGAUUCAGCGGGCGGUGGCGGCAGCCGAGGCGCGGACCAUCGAAAUGUUCGCCCAGGAGCGGCUGAAAAUGGAGAAGAUGUUCGCCGAGAUUCACCGGAGCAGCACGGAUCCGGAUGCGGACGGCCCAAACGGUGGCAGCCAGAACGUUAGUACUCUUGCGUGCUGGAAUUGUGGUCGAAAAGCUAACGAGACGUGUUCGGGAUGCAACCUAGCCCGGUAUUGUGGAUCUUUCUGUCAGCACAAAGACUGGGAUCAGCACCAUCAGGUCUGCGGAACAUCCCGAGCGGAGAACGCCUUCCAGAAGCAUGCAGCCAGCGCUCGAGCUGCUCUAUCGUCACGUUCCACCACACCCCAGCAGUCCCAGAGCAGUAACAGUACAGCCAACGGGACAGCGGCCGUUGCAAAAUGACGGACUAAACCACUGAAGCCCAAGAAGAAGUAUCUAUGCUAGUCAAAUUAAAACAAACCCCACACGUUCAUGAGGCGGAGCAGCAGCAGAAGCAGCGAUAAGAGCUAACCAUUUCUUAUUUCACUGAACGGAUCAACGCAUCCAUCGUAAGUCAGGCUACUAUCUCUACUUUUUAUGCAAUAAGACUAGUGACAGUGCGUAGCCCGUAAGAUAGCUGGUUUCGGUUCCUUCAAUUAAUACUAGCCAAACACAUUGACUAUGACCUGCAUUUUAGAAACUUAGUUGACAAAUAUCCAAAUGAAAAGUGCAAUAUAUGAUUAUGAUACUAGGGGGAAACAAGAGAAAUGGGAGAAUUCAAUUAAUUCAAUUAGAGAAUACGUAGAUGUGGUAUUGAAAUAGCAGAGCAAACACUCAUUUAAGAUUGUUAGGUCGUUUACUCCAGAAGUAUCGAUAAAAAGUCCAAUAGUAGGUUUUCUUUUUCUUGAUGGAGUUACAUGAAAUCACCAGCAUAUCCGAAUGGACGCACGUGCUUGAAAGCGUUCUGCGCAGAAUCCACCUUUAUUCUCUUUUGAGUUGGUAUUAGUUAAAAGCACGUGCUUUUCUGUUUACCAAAUAGAUAUUCAUUGAUUCACCAGUUAGCAGAAGAAAUACAACCAUAGCUACGUUCGCAGUCAAUAGUAAUAGUCAGCCAAUAAAACGGUAAUUUACAUAGCAACAAGUUCCCUUCAAUAUUAUCAAUAGCAGUGUAGGAUGAUUUUUAAACUACAAACCAACCCAGAUAGCGAGGCUAGUAAACCAUAGACACAAGUACUCCAAAGAUUGACACACGUUCAUUAGAUUCUUAGUUCUGUAGAUGCACCACGCAAUGAUUACCAUUCGUUCAUAUCUUCAGUGUGGAAAACCUUAUCGAUAGCACAGUUACAACUUUUACCAGUAAACGUUGUUAAUUAUUUAUUUAUUGAAUAAUCUUAGUUUGUACAGUUAGAACAAACCGUGUGAGGGGAAACCUUCAUAUACUCUCGAUUUUACGUAAGAGUGAUUAGAUCACAGCAACUUGUCAGUCAUAAAUCUCAAACGAGGAAUUCUGUAGAUCAGUAACGAAAAAAUAAAAAUUGAUUCACAUUAAAAAAAAAGUAUUCAAAACAAACGAUGCAUUUUAGCUGUGAAUCUCACUAGUUGAGCGAAAAGUUUUUUCAAAACAAAUAGCAUUUCCAUAGUGGCCACCCAUCUGAGCAGAUUCCACUGUGUAAAUACAUGAUACCCUCAUCCCCUCCGUCGAGUUGCAUUGACCCCCAGGAAGCACACCGAAAAGUAAAAUCACAUUCACGUUCAAUCUCAUACACGAUGCAGCAGUGCAAAGCAAAUUACAUCUAGAUAUAUGAAUUUUGACAUAUUACACUAAACUCAGAAAAGAAUCGAAAAAUGGAAACCUUCAAACCCGAAGAACGGCAAAUAAAGUCUCGUUUAUUUCUAAAAAUACAUGAAAGUUCCAUUGAUUA
This is a messenger RNA of Aedes albopictus (Asian tiger mosquito), 4188 nucleotides long. It is a transcript of the gene nvy, whose product is annotated as protein CBFA2T2. Gene Ontology annotation, cellular component: nucleus. Gene Ontology annotation, biological process: negative regulation of DNA-templated transcription; DNA-templated transcription. The transcript is spliced from 10 exons. Lineage: Eukaryota; Metazoa; Arthropoda; Insecta; Diptera; Culicidae. Gene Ontology annotation, molecular function: transcription corepressor activity. Bases 827 to 2689 code for a protein of 620 amino acids. The record is from RefSeq and is a predicted model, not a curated record.